This is a messenger RNA of Spirodela intermedia, 1810 nucleotides long. The record is from the annotation of a GenBank genome assembly. NCBI's taxonomy places the organism in Eukaryota, Viridiplantae, Streptophyta, Magnoliopsida, Alismatales, Araceae.
AUGUGGUGUAACGGCAUCUUCAGCGUGAGGGGGUCCAUCGACGCGCUUCGAGCUUUUCGGCAUCGAUCGAGGAGUUUCAGCGCUGAGAUUUUCGUCAGCAGUAGGUCUCCGUUCCUCUCUUGGUCGUGCCGUCUGGUGGCUUCAUUUCUGUCUAUGGAUCCCGUGCUGAUUGUCUCCUGACUGAGCCCUAAAUCGUCGUGGCGCGUGGCAGGGUUAUCAUCAUACACUACGGAAGAGGAUUUCAGAUCUACGUUUUCACCUUUUGGCAACAUUGAGGAAGGUAUAUCUUUCUAAUGAUUUGGCCAAUGAAUUUCAGAGUUCAGAUCAAAAUCUUUGUCGUGGUAUGCGUCAAUGUUUCUCCUUUUUUCUGUCGAGGUUUCCAUGAGCUUUCUUCCCUCUGUUGAUUUGCAUUUAUAUCGUUUCACAGUCAGGUUAAUUAGGGACAAGCUAACCCAUAGACCCAAGGGAUAUGGCUUUGUGAGGUACGAGUCAAAGGAAGAAGCUCAACGGGCGAUGAAGGCCAUGGAUGGCAGGGUAUCUAUCUCUCUCUGUGUGUCUAUCUAUCGAUCUAUCUAUCUAUCUCUCGUGUGUGUGCUAUUGGCUUUCAUUUUGGUGAUCAGCGGCCAUAUUUCUCUCCUCCGGUGACACUCUAGGGACCGAUUCUUUAUCAACUAGUGCAUACUUUCCUGAUUAAAACAUCUUGCCGCAGUCCGACGAAAAUUUGGCUAAGCAGCUAGAUGCUAAAAUUAUGUCAGCUUUACAACUCAAACUCCAUUUACAUCCGGGGGAACUGGCAUAUCCCUUUACCUGCAGGCCGAAUUCUCUGCUUUGUCGUCACAUGAACAACACGAAUAACAUAAAUGGGGUAAAUGCAGUUCAAUAGUGAUACCACAGCAAAAUUAUCCGAGUUAUUCGACCCAAAACCAAUUGGCAACCAGCGGGAUGGGCCCCGCUUUUAUCCACGAGAUUAAUUUUCUUAUCUACCAAAGCGAUAUUAUUGCAAGACUGAUCACUCCAUAUGAUAUGAACCAGAUCAUAUAUUCUAUGUGUUCCAGAUCAUUGAAGAAUCAUGGUGUCCGUUCAAAAGUCAGGAGUAGUCACUGCAGUGUGAGUUUCUUCAGUAAUCAUUUUCCAUCUAAGUCGUCUCAUGGUCUUGCAAAUCUUGUCUGUUAUCGACUAAGAUUUCCCAUUGACAUUGGAAAAUUGUGAGGAUCACUUAUCCAUUUUUUUCCAGAAGUUUGACGCACCUUGGCUGUAGAGAGUAAUUAUUUUGAAUUGUCCGUUGCUUUUGCAGGGGAUUGAUGAACUGGGGUCGUAAUGGAUAUAUAUAUUGGAGAAUUAAUUUUUCAGUGGCCCAUUUAUCCUUUGAGACGUUUAAUAUAUUCUCAUCCGCGGGUGCCACUACCAAUAUUAUGUGAAUUGAUAGAACUGCCCGAGAAAAUAAGCAAGGGCCAUUAAUGAAACACCAUGAAUGUUAUUAUUGUGUCUAAUCUGCUAGCUUCGGUUCUAGUCCGGUUUUUUGGAGCUUGAGAUUCCCCUGUAAUUCCAUCUCGUCUCAUGAUCUUUGAGCCUACUUAUUCACACUGAUUUUGUUUUUAUAUUACCUAGGGAAAUCACCCAGAGCUUCCCAUAUGAGUUGCUGUAAUUUAAUUCAGUUAUUAUUAUUAUUAUGAUCCUCAAACAUAAUCAUCAUGUAUUAUUUUUAGUGUUAGUCAUUGUCGCGUUGACCUCUGUCUCAUGUUAGCAGAUAGUCGAAGGAAGGUUGAUCUUUGUGGAAAUCGCGAAAUCUGAAGAAGGGAACACACCGUGA